Clunio marinus is the source of this 264-nucleotide messenger RNA. The record is from the annotation of a GenBank genome assembly. Lineage: Eukaryota; Metazoa; Arthropoda; Insecta; Diptera; Chironomidae.
AUGAAAAGUUUUUUAUGUAUAUCAUUAAACAGCAGUCUGCACAUCGUUCAAAGGGAACAUUCUGCGUUACGGGAUGAAAGUCUUUUACAUUCUGCUCAUCAUACAAAGUUCAUUCAACUCAAAUAUCGUAGUGGAGUCUAUAGAAAUUGCAUGGAAGCAUCAUUUGCAGUGAUUAAAACAACAUUUGAACAACACUUAACAUCCUUUAUAGGUACGGAAACAGACAAUGAGAAGGUGAGAUACAUUAAACCUUUCCUAAAUUAA